This is a messenger RNA of Alnus glutinosa, 1443 nucleotides long. Its product is annotated as pentatricopeptide repeat-containing protein At3g03580-like. The record is from RefSeq and is a predicted model, not a curated record. Gene Ontology annotation, molecular function: protein binding; zinc ion binding; RNA binding. Bases 1 to 1443 code for a protein of 480 amino acids. Gene Ontology annotation, biological process: RNA modification. NCBI's taxonomy places the organism in Eukaryota, Viridiplantae, Streptophyta, Magnoliopsida, Fagales, Betulaceae. The transcript has a single exon.
AUGGAGAUGAAAUCCGAACAUGUGAGCUAUUUGACACUCCUGGCUGUCUCUACGCUGUUGGCAGACAUGGACCUGCGUAAAAUGAUCCACUGUGAUAUAGCAAAGUUUGGAUUUGAUUCAUAUCUAGUGGUCACUAAUGCUCUUGUUGAUAUGUAUGCUAAAUGUGGAAAAUUGGAGGAUUCGGUGAAAGUAUUUGAGAACAUGAAAGCUCGCGAUAUAGUCACAUGGAAUACCAUUAUUGCUGCCUGCGUUCGUUCUGAAAAUUGUAGUUUAGGAUUGAGAAUGACCAACGGAAUGAGAACUGAAGGAGUGUCACCAGAUGUUGCCACCAUGUUAGGUAUCUUGCCCAUGUGUUCCUUCCUUGCUGCCAAGCGACAAGGAAAAGAGAUCCAUGGAUGUGUUUUAAAAUUUGGAUUUGAGACAGAUGUUCCAAUUGGGAACGCACUGAUUGAGAUGUACUCCAAAUGUGGUAGAUUAGAGGACUCAGUCCGGGUAUUCAAGUGCAUGAAAAUGAAAGAUGUGGUGACAUGGACUGCUUUGAUAUCCGCAUAUGGGAUGUAUGGUGAAGGCAGGAAAGCUUUCAGAGCUUUUCUGGAGAUGGAAGCAACUGGGGUUUACCCUGAUCAUGUUGCUUUUGUCGCCAUCAUUUUUGCUUGUAGCCAUUCAGGUUUGGUAGACGAGGUUCUGGCUUGCUUUGACCGGAUGAAGAAAGAUUACAACAUUGAGCCAAGGAUUGAACGUUAUGCUUGUGUAGUUGAUCUUCUAUCCCGUUCUGGACAUUUCGCUAAAGCAGAGGAGUUUAUCCUUUCAAUGCCGCUGAAACCGGACGCAAGUAUAUGGGGAUCUUUACUUAGCGCUUCUCAAGCACAUGGAGACAUAAAGUUUGCAGAACGCGUCUCAGAGCAGAUCAUCAAAUUGAGUUCAGUUGAUCCUGGGUAUUAUGUAUUGAUAUCCAAUGUAUAUGCGGCUUUAGGAAAGUGGGAUCAAGUAAGAAUGAUACGAAAAUCUAUAAAAGCUAGAGGACUCAAAAAAGAACCGGGAUGUAGCUGGAUGGAGAUUCGAAACACAGUUUACGUUUUUGGGACUGGAGACAAGUGUUUUGAACAGUUUGAAGAGGUUUAUAAGUUAUUAGGGAUACUUUCUGGUUUGUUGGCUAAGGAAGGUUAUGUUGCAAAUCUGCAAUUUGUUCUGCAUGAUGUGGAGGAGGAUGAGAAGAGAGACAUGCUUUGUGGGCACAGCGAAAGGCUUGCCAUAGCAUUUGGAUUGUUGAAUACGAAACCAGGGACCCCUUUGCAGGUGAUGAAAAACCUUAGGGUUUGUGGAGAUUGUCACACCGUGACCAAGUACAUAUCGAAGAUCAUGCAAAGAGAAAUAUUAGUAAGAGACGCCAAUCGCUUUCAUUUGUUAAAGGAUGGAACCUGUAGUUGUCGAGAUCACUGGUGA